Messenger RNA from Macrosteles quadrilineatus (aster leafhopper), 1981 nucleotides. Its product is annotated as RWD domain-containing protein 2A-like. Bases 410 to 1369 code for a protein of 319 amino acids. Gene Ontology annotation, molecular function: protein binding. NCBI's taxonomy places the organism in Eukaryota, Metazoa, Arthropoda, Insecta, Hemiptera, Cicadellidae. The transcript is spliced from 2 exons. The record is from RefSeq and is a predicted model, not a curated record.
CUUGUUGACGACGACGUAAGGAUUUACUGUUUACGUUUACGUUUACUGCAUCACUGAAAGUUUAUUUUAUUAGCAAUAUGGUACUAUUCUAAAUAAAACGUAAACAAUAUAGUCAUAAGAGUAUCGAUUCUCAUACUGGUGUGGAAAUUGUUUCAUUUAGAACUUAAGCCUAGGAUUAAUCUUCUUGAAGUAUAAAACAACAUUUAAAACUUGCUAAGCUGCUAGUUUGUAUUUCGUUCUAAGAACAUUGUCUUUGUAAGGAAACUAAGCAUAACUUAUCUCCUUUGGCUGUAAAAACAGGGGGUUUCUUACUAUAUUUCAAACCUUAUAGCUAACUUCAAGUAUUUAAAAUUGAGGUUUGCUUGUAAAUUUAGGCCCGUAUAGUAACUAAUUGAAGCAUUUAAUCACAAUGUCGUCUACCUGGGAAGAUGACAGUUUUCUGGACUUCAAAGAACUAGAAGACCAAUUAUCACAAUUUGUCGAUAAAAGUGAAAUUGAUGAAAUGCUUAGAAUACAGUUAGAAGAAGUGGAGAUGUUACAGUCAAUGUUCUCAAAUCCAGGAGAAUUUGAAAUUUAUGACCACAGUGUCAUUGCAGACAUCAAUGAAUUUGUUGAAGGUAAAAAUAACAGCCUCCCUCCUAGGUUAGAUUUUACCAUCCAUCUAGUUAUUGAUGAAAAGAAGCUUGAAGUUUGUGUUAAUUUACCACUUAACUAUCCAGCUGAUGAACCAGACAUUUUUGUACGCAGUGACUCGUUAUCAAGAACACAACAACACGAAUUAAACAGUGAUCUUGCUAAACAUAUAUGCUCCCUUACUAAAGGUGAGAUAAGUAUUUAUCCUACAGUGGCCUGGCUGCAAGAAAAUGCAGGUUCUUAUUUUAUUUCAAAGAACAGAGUUCCUAAAGGAAGCCACCCCGUAACGAGGAACACAGAUGUCUGUGACCACUUCACGAGGUAUUGGAUAUAUUCCCAUCAUAUUUACAGUAAAAUUAAAAGAAGAUGCAUAAUGGACCUGGCUCAAGAGUAUAGCAUCACUGGAUUUGUUUUGCCUGGUAGGCCUGGAAUUAUUUGUGCUGAAGGAUGGGAAUCUGAUUGCAGUGAUUGGUGGCAGAGGAUUCGUUGCAUGAACUGGAAAAAGAUUAUGUGUAAAAAGAAAGAAGAAGAAAAUAUAUCCAAGGAUUUCAACAUGGACGCACUUCGUAAAUUUACAGGUUUCAAGGAGAUAUCUUUUGAAGGAGGAAAAUCAAAGUCUCGGGAGAGUCACAUGAACAUGGGUGAAUUCUAUAAGUAUCUUUCAGAUCAUGAAUGUAGUUAUGUGUUCAAAGAAUAUUUUGGAGUGGAAGGCAAAGUUAGUGGCUCAGAUAAAUGACUUAAACUGACAAAACUUGACAAUGAUAUUGAACAUUGAUUGGCCAUAUUUUUGAUACAUGAACUUUUACAACACAAAACCUACAUGGUUUACUACUCUAAUUCUGUCCCUUGCGUUGUAGUACUACGAUUAAUUUAGUAGUACUGGCGAUGGCCGGAGGCCAUCAGUAAUCAAAUUAACUGCUUCAGACAGAAUUAAUUGUUAGUUAAGUAUUUUUAAUAAAUCAUAUAAAAAAAAAUAGAAUCAUCCUUUUACAAUUUCCCUCCAAAUUUUCUUAAGGAUUUAUAACCGAAUAUAACGUCUAAAAUCAUUUCUAUUUUACCUGAUAGUUUGUUCAAGUCAAUGUCAGGAUAACUUCUCUUGUUAAUCACAUGAUUUUCUGACCCAAUUCUAAAAGUUCGUCUCACUUCAUUUACAUAAUUGUUGAUAAAAUUGUUUACCUCAACUUCUCUGGCAUCCUCUGAAAUUCAAUAAGAUAGAUCAUUCACUGUCAUAAUUUGUGCUAUAAAAUGUAUAUGCUUAUUCAUGAUUGAUAUUUAUACAUUUAGUUCCUGUACAUAUAAAACUUGUUUGUUAUUUUUUAUAUCGAUUAAAUACAAUUCUUACAAUUAA